Molecule: messenger RNA, 2950 nt
Organism: Aspergillus candidus
Lineage: Eukaryota; Fungi; Ascomycota; Eurotiomycetes; Eurotiales; Aspergillaceae
Product: Zn(II)2Cys6 transcription factor
Exons: 9
Coding region: 640-2763 (707 amino acids)
Biological process (GO): positive regulation of transcription by RNA polymerase II; DNA-templated transcription
Cellular component (GO): nucleus
Molecular function (GO): sequence-specific DNA binding; zinc ion binding; DNA-binding transcription factor activity, RNA polymerase II-specific
Source: RefSeq, a predicted model, not a curated record
CUCAUCAACCUGUCAUUUCCAUCCAUCUGACCCCUGCUGCUUCUUGACGGGGGCUGCGAAACAUUCAACGCGCCAGAGGAUCAACAACGCAUCUUUUGAGACCAAGCAGCUGCCAAUGUUCCCGUGCAUAUCCGACACCUCGACACCUCAUGGGUGUAUAACGCCAAGCAUCGUGAUGCUCUGCACUCCAAGAGACGGAAUUUUGGACCGAUAAUAUAUACCGGAUAGAUGAGUGGGGGUCAUUCAGGGCCGUCUGAUUGGCCUUUCUGGGAAGGACAGUGGACCUAGAACGCUACGGCCAUUCCAUCCGAUAUCAUGUCUCCCCAAUUUCUCACCUUCAUCGGGUAGGAGAGCCGGGUCAGAUAGGUAGUUACUUUAUCAGGACAUCAGUUCCUGCCUCCGCUGGCAAUACAGGGUUCCUCGACAGGAAUCGGGGUGCUAGUGCGGAGAGUUUUGACUGAUAGCAACAUUCCGGUAAGGUCUGGUGCCCAUGACCCCGUUAUCGCAUGGAGUUACCCCGCAUGAGUCUCUGGGGGAGCCAUCAGCACAUUCAAAUACGGUGUCAUCGCUGAGAGUUCUUAUCUCGAACUUCGUGAAAUCUCUGGCAUAUCCGAGCAUUAAACCACCGGGACAUCUGCGAUGUCGCCCAAGGACCUUACGGUAAAACGCUCCCUGAGGACAGGCAAGCGUAUAUCGAAAGCCUGCAGGAGAUGCCGGGACCAAAAGAUCCGAUGCUCAGGCUCGCACCCCUGCGACCAGUGUAGCAAACGAAGUUCGGCUUGUCAGUUUGACAGCACGUCACAACGGGUUCUUGUCACUCGGAGAUAUCUUGAUAGUCUUCACGAGCGAAUAGCGUCUGUCCAGCAGCGCCUUUCUCAUCAUGCCUCCAGCAGGUUGACUUCGGAGCGACGGGAACACUCGACCAGUCGCGAGAUGCAAUCUCCAGAGCCUGUGGACAGCGACCAGAAUCAAGGUUUACCACCAGAACAUGCGCCCCUCAAGGCGCCUGGGAUACAUGGCGGGAGGGAACCAAAAGCCCCUCUCACGAACCCCCUGGCCUUUCAUGUCACGGAUUGGGCACAAGGCCCUAUGGGCAAACCGCUAUUCAUGGGCACGUCGUCUACGUGGGCCUUCGGUCGACGGGUGUUAGGGAUGACCCAUAUGCGACUGACGGGCCUACCGCUGACACCCGAUCCGGACAAAUUGCUGUUUGAUCGGCAUGUCUAUGACGCCGGAUGGGAUGGAAACAAAGCCAAUACCCCUAGUAAUAUGUUUGAUGUCUCAAACCUUCCCACGGCCGAUUUUGCCCGCUAUCUUAUCAACUCGGUCAAGUUCCACUGCGGUCACCUCUUCUAUCUUUUUGAGGAAGAGUCGUUUAUGGAACAGUUUGCCGCCUUCCAACAGAACCCUUCGGAAAAAUCGCGUUCUUCGCCGCUGUGGUUUUGCCAUUACUUGCUAGUCCUCGCAUUUGGUAAGGCUUUUGUGGUGCAAUCGGUGCGAUCGCGAAGUCCUCCGGGGUAUGAUCACUUCAUCCAAGCCAUGCAAUGUAUGCCUGAUUUUACGUUCUUUGACGGCGACCCAAUCGAGAUGACGCAAGUACUCUGCUGUGCCGCGCUCUAUCUGCAGUGUAUCUACAGACGUGGACCAGCCUACCGCAUGCUGGGCACGGCGCUACGCUGGGCUCUAGAGCAUGGCAUGUAUACCGAAAUGCACGGGCUCUGUCUAGACGAAGCCUACGUACAGCGGUGCAGCCUCAUGUGGUGGACCAUCUACACGCUCGAACGUCGGAUGUCGUCUCUGCUAGGGGUGCCAAUGGGAAUAUCGGAGGAAAGCAUAAGUGCUUCGUUUCCUGCGAUAUCCCAAGAGAUCCAAGGCGCCAAUGUGCUCGAGAUGCAAGUGAUGCUGUGCCAGAUUUUGGCAAAAGUGGAUCUCACUGUGUACGGUAGCGAAGGGAAACUUGACAGUCGGUACCUGAGCGCCACGCAGUCCGUUCUCCGCGAUAUCGCCAACGUGACCGUACAGCUGAACGCUUCGUUCGACCUAUACGCCAACGGGUCCAUGAGUGGCACAUCGCGCAUCUCAGCGCAUUUGCAUUUGCUCGAGCAUCAGUGCAUCAUUCUCACGACCAGACCGCUUUUGUACAUUUUCCUCCAGUCGAAGCUUGGCCAGUCCGACCCGGCACUCAUGGAAUGGCUGCAAUCAGCUACAGUCAAAGCUUUGCUCCAUGCAUGCGUGGAGUCUGCCCAGCAAAUUCUCCGGAUUCUAUCAAACCUGCUCGAACAGGGUCUCUUGGAAACAUUCCUCCCUUUCGAUAUGGAUGCGGCGUUCAUCUCGACAAUCCCUCUCAUGAUGGCCGCGACAAUUGAUCAAUCACUACUACAGGACCAUUCACCCUGGUCUCAGCGUGCCUACACCAUAUUGGAAGAUAUGAGCACCCGUGGCAACAUCUGCGCUCGACUGGCGCAGUCGGAGUUGAAGCAGUUGGAUCACGAACUUGCUCAAUUAUCCUUGAAAAGCAACGUGCCAACGGUCCUGGCCACCGGUCUUCGUGGACCUGGAGAUGACAGUGGCCCCAUGGACAUCGUAACAUCGGGCGCUCCUGGUGGCUAUAGCCAAUCGCUUGAGCUGGAAUUUGCGGACAGCUUUCGACAACACUAUGAACUCAGCCCCGAUCAGUUGAUGGAGCUGGCUAAUUCAUUGGAUUUGAAUAGCUUGACCUGGCCACUUCCGUCAAUGGAUGACAUCCCGGCCCAUGAUCUCUAGAUAUGCCAGGAUCACAUCUAGUGUUAUUAUCGGAGUACUGUCAGCUGUAGCUAUGGCCUAAUUGAUAUCAAUAUGCGUAGGGUUUAUUUAUUGGCCAUUGAUAAGGCUGUCCUUGGAGAUCGCCCUCGGCAAGACCCAACAAUAGAUAAAAAGAAAAUUUAAGAAUCGCACAAGUAUGAGGAUAACC